Apodemus sylvaticus (European woodmouse) is the source of this 1877-nucleotide messenger RNA. RefSeq names its product ERI1 exoribonuclease family member 3 (gene Eri3). Bases 228 to 1145 code for a protein of 305 amino acids. The record is from RefSeq and is a predicted model, not a curated record. The transcript is spliced from 8 exons. NCBI's taxonomy places the organism in Eukaryota, Metazoa, Chordata, Mammalia, Rodentia, Muridae. Gene Ontology annotation, molecular function: nucleic acid binding; 3'-5'-RNA exonuclease activity. Gene Ontology annotation, biological process: exonucleolytic trimming to generate mature 3'-end of 5.8S rRNA from tricistronic rRNA transcript (SSU-rRNA, 5.8S rRNA, LSU-rRNA).
CGGUGUGUUGUGGACUCGUGGUGCUGGCUGCCGCUGUUGAGGCGGCCUGGAACGGGCUGUGGGGAGCGGGCGGAGUUGGCCCUGCUUCUGCCUGGCCAGCGCCGCAGGCGGCGCGGGCCGUGCCCGCUGCCGUCAACUGCCCGGAGUGUCUGCUGAGGCCGAGGGAGACGCCGGGGCCUGUACCUGGAGAGAGCCUGCCGUGCUGGCCCGGAGGAGGGGGCGUUGCCAUGGCGACAGCCUCUCCGGCAGCUGACGGGGGGCGGGGGCGGCCCUGGGAAGGAGGGCUGGUCUCCUGGCCCCCUGCCCCUCCCCUUACGCUUCCCUGGACCUGGAUGGGCCCGAGCUGGGGGCAACACCCUGGGCAUUGGGGCUUUCCAGCUCUCACAGACCCUUCAGCAUCUCCAGCUGCCAGUCUUGGCAUCUUCGAAGUAAGAAGAGUUUUAGAUGCCUCUGGAUGUUCAAUGCUAGCACCUUUACAGACUGGAGCAGCUCGAUUUUCUUCAUAUUUACUUUCAAGAGCAAGAAAAGUGCUGGGCUCCCACUUAUUUUCUCCCUGUGGUGUUCCGGAGUUCUGUUCCAUAUCCACCAGAAAGCUGGCGGCCCACGGCUUUGGCGCAUCAAUGGCGGCAAUGGUGCCCUUCCCUCCCCAGAGGUAUCACUACUUUUUAGUGCUGGACUUUGAGGCCACGUGCGACAAGCCACAGAUUCAUCCUCAGGAAAUCAUUGAGUUCCCCAUCCUGAAGUUAAAUGGCCGGACCAUGGAAAUUGAGUCUACCUUUCACAUGUAUGUCCAGCCUGUAGUCCACCCACAACUUACCCCCUUCUGUACAGAGCUCACCGGGAUCAUUCAAGCCAUGGUGGAUGGCCAGCCAAGCCUGCAGCAAGUGCUGGAGAGGGUCGAUGAGUGGAUGGCAAAGGAAGGCCUCUUAGAUCCAAACGUCAAGUCAAUCUUUGUCACCUGCGGAGACUGGGACUUGAAAGUCAUGCUUCCAGGCCAGUGCCAUUAUUUAGGCUUGCCAGUGGCGGAUUACUUCAAGCAGUGGAUUAAUCUUAAAAAGGGCCAGCUACCAGAGUCCAGCAUAGCUCCAAAUCCAUGUGUCCUGCACAUUUCCUGUGGCCUAGUCCAUCACUCUGAGAGACCCUGAGCCUCCUGAAGAACUGACAGUCUGAAUCUGAUCUGCUUUCACAGAACUAGAGGGCAGUGGGCAAUCUCAGGAGCCACACAGUGUCCAUACUAUGGAAGAGUGACAGACUCUUUGGGAGAGGUGGGACUUGGCUGCAGGAGCAUGCCAGGAGGGAUCAGUGCUCCUGAACUGGCUAUUAGGGAACUCAGUCACUCUGCCUUCCCCUUGGGUUUGGUUUUUGUUUUCCCUUCUUUUACUUUGUUGCUACUCUAGACCCUGAAAACUGGGGGGAGUUGUAGAAAAAUCAAGGCUGGAAUUUCAGGAGGCACAGUCCUACCUCCUAUGUGCCUGUCAUACUGUCCUGCAGGUCCCCUGCUGAAGGUAGACUUGAACAUGGCCACUAGUGUUGGUACAAAUGAGCACUAGUGCACUGGGUACAGGAUCCUCACAGCUUCUCACCGAGGAGUGCUAGGCCCUGUCUUAUGGUGCUGAAGGAGAAACUUAGGUUAGGAAGCCUGCCUGAGGUCAUGUGACCAGGAAAAUUUAGCUCUUUCCUUCCUUAGCUUUUGUCUUGUCACUUGCCCAGUAGCAAAUACUACCCGAAGGCAGCUCUGCUAUCUGUCUUGGUUUAAGCUGGAUACAAAUGCACAGCAGUCACCACAAAAUUAGAUAAUCAGUAAAAGUCAGAGCAUUGGAAUUGGUCUCACAUCCCAGUCCCUGCAGAAUGAUACCUGUUUAAUGGGGACUUUUGAG